Messenger RNA from Durio zibethinus, 1624 nucleotides. Its product is annotated as tubulin beta-1 chain-like. Gene Ontology annotation, molecular function: GTP binding; structural constituent of cytoskeleton; GTPase activity. Gene Ontology annotation, biological process: microtubule-based process. The record is from RefSeq and is a predicted model, not a curated record. Gene Ontology annotation, cellular component: microtubule. NCBI's taxonomy places the organism in Eukaryota, Viridiplantae, Streptophyta, Magnoliopsida, Malvales, Malvaceae.
AAGGUACAGUCUUCUCUCAGUCCUCCUAUAUUCUAAAUUACAUUUUCCUCUGCAAACUUCCAUCACUUUAACGAGAAAAUGAGAGAAAUCCUCCACAUCCAAGGUGGCCAAUGUGGCAAUCAAAUAGGAGCCAAGUUCUGGGAAGUCGUCUGCGCCGAACACGGCAUCGACUCAACGGGUCUAUACCACGGCGACUCGGAGAUCCAGCUGGAGCGCAUCAACGUCUACUAUAACGAAGCCAGUUGUGGCCGAUUUGUUCCCCGCGCCGUCUUAAUGGAUCUAGAACCCGGUACUAUGGAUAGUGUAAGAUCCGGUCCGUACGGACAAAUUUUCCGUCCCGAUAACUUCGUUUUCGGACAAUCCGGAGCCGGAAACAACUGGGCUAAGGGACAUUACACUGAAGGAGCCGAGCUUAUCGAUUCCGUUCUCGACGUCGUCAGAAAAGAAGCCGAGAACUGUGAUUGCUUGCAAGGGUUUCAGGUAUGCCAUUCCUUGGGAGGAGGAACGGGUUCCGGAAUGGGAACGUUGUUGAUAUCUAAGAUAAGGGAGGAGUACCCGGACCGAAUGAUGCUUACAUUUUCAGUGUUCCCAUCUCCCAAGGUUUCAGAUACUGUUGUUGAGCCUUAUAAUGCAACACUUUCUGUUCAUCAGCUUGUGGAAAAUGCGGAUGAGUGUAUGGUUCUUGAUAAUGAAGCUUUAUAUGAUAUAUGCUUCCGUACCCUUAAGCUCACCACUCCGAGUUUUGGAGAUCUUAACCAUCUAAUUUCUGCCACUAUGAGUGGUGUUACAUGCUGCCUUCGCUUCCCUGGUCAGCUUAACUCUGACCUCCGCAAGCUUGCUGUAAACCUUAUCCCAUUCCCCCGGCUACAUUUCUUCAUGGUUGGAUUUGCACCUCUGACAUCUCGUGGUUCCCAGCAGUACAGAGCCCUCACUGUCCCUGAACUUACUCAGCAAAUGUGGGAUGCCAAGAACAUGAUGUGUGCUGCAGAUCCUCGGCAUGGUCGAUACCUGACAGCAUCGGCUGUGUUUCGUGGUAAGAUGAGCACAAAAGAGGUUGAUGAGCAGAUGAUCAAUGUGCAGAACAAGAACUCGUCGUACUUUGUUGAAUGGAUUCCAAACAAUGUGAAGUCCACUGUUUGUGACAUCCCUCCUAAUGGUUUGAAGAUUGCAUCCACAUUUAUUGGGAACUCUACUUCAAUCCAAGAGAUGUUCAGGAGGGUCAGUGAGCAAUUCACUGCCAUGUUCCGCAGGAAGGCUUUCUUGCAUUGGUACACUGGAGAGGGGAUGGAUGAGAUGGAGUUCACAGAAGCUGAGAGUAACAUGAACGAUUUGGUCUCCGAGUACCAGCAAUACCAGGAUGCAUCUGCAGAUGUUGAGGAGUACGAGGAAGAGGAGGAAUACGGGGAAGAGGCUUAAAAGAGAUGGAAUAUGUUAGCCCCCUUUUCCUGUAGCUUGUCGUAUAUUUGGAUGUUUUUGUUGUGCUUUGGAGGAUUUUUGUGCAUGUGGAAUCUGUUGAUGCAAUCUGGCAUUUUCUCAUUCCGGUGAUUUGAUCACUUUACUGUUAAAUUUUUCUCAACUCUUUACAGUCUCGCAAUUUACAGAGUACUUGGUUGUAUUACACGCU